AUGGCCAUCCAAAGAACCAUCGCAAAUGCGUCUUCGGUCGCCAUCAGGAUAGGAGCUGUUCUCUUUUUCCGUGCUUUUCCUGCUCGACUACCGUCUAUCAUCUUCACCCUCUUUGCCAUAUAUAUCCCAGCUUUCUUGACAAGCUUAUUCUCUUCGCCUGAACUUGAAAUCGUCGAGGAUCAAGUCGAUAUCACUGUCAAGGAAACCGUAGUCACGCCGGAUGAUGAUACAGACCAAGAGCUUGUCGCAGAAGAGGUCGACGUUCAGGAAACGAUUUCAUAUGCUGGAAAAGAUGUACCGGCCUGGAAAAUUAUCUUUUACGGUGCUCCCAGCUCAAAGCGCCCCUUCAGCUCCUUGUUAAGUUUUCUCAUCAACCUGGCGUUCGUCGGUCUUACUGCCGACGCCUUGUAUCGCGCCCGGUGGUACUAUCCAGCCAACGACUUGUCCUUUGUGCGACUUGGAUACGUCUCUCACAAAGAGGCCAACUUUCUCAUCCGAGAGCCUGACCAGGCCAAUAUGCCCGUCACUUUUCAGAUCCGAAACUACAACGGUCUCAUUUGGCAAUCCGUCGGCAGCGUCAAGAGCACCUCCAAUGAGACAGACUUUACCAGCGUGCUCACCAUUCCGCUCCUGAGCUAUGCAGAGCAGCAAAAGUAUGAGUGGCGGACCUCAAACAACCACUCGGGUGAGCUUACUGCUGCGCCGCAACCCGGCAAGAUGCCCAGUCAGAAUGGAGGGAAAUAUACCUUCUUGUCUACCUCGUGCAUCUUACCGCGCUUCCCCUACUCGCCUUUGGAUCAUCCGCUUGCCAUUCCAGGAUUGCGAAAUCUUGCCAAACGACUUCCCGAGCUGAGCGCGCAGUUUAUGCUAUUCCUAGGCGAUUUCAUCUAUGUUGAUGUUCCCGAGCGCUUUGGCAAGUCGGUCGAUGAGUACCGUAUGCAGUACCGGCAAGUGUAUGCUUCUGAGGAUUGGGCCGCUGUCGGCCAGAAUUUGAGCUGGAUUCAUGUCUUGGAUGAUCAUGAGAUUGCAAAUGACUGGGAUGCAAACACUACCGGGGUUUACCAGAAUGCUGUAGACCCUUGGCACAUUUACCAGGCUCAAAUCAACCCUCCCCGUGCUGUGACUGCCGGCACUAAGAGCGAGCGUCGCAAGGGUGCUACAUGGUUUGAAUUUGUGCAGGGCCCUGCGAGCUUCUUCAUGCUUGACACUCGCAGUUACAGGUCCAGCAACAAGCUGCCGUUUAAUGAGACGGACAAGACAAUGCUGGGUGCCGAUCAGUUGGCCGACUUUUUGGCCUGGUUAGGACGACCGGAGCCCAAGGGCGUCAGGUGGAAGUUUGUGGCAUCGUCCAUUCCCUUCACCAAGAACUGGCCCGUGAACGUCAAGGACACCUGGGGCGGCUUCUUGGUUGAAAGAAAGAAGAUUCUCGAAGCCAUGUGGGAUGUGUCUGCCCGCGGAGUUGGAGUCGUGGUCUUGUCCGGAGAUAGGCACGAAUUCGCUGCAACAAAGUUCCCGCCUCCUCCAGAAUCCGACUGGUCGGAAGAGUCUACCGUCUAUGAGUUUUCCACAAGUCCGCUCAAUCAGUUUGCGUCACCGAUCCCUUCAUAUACGCAGGUGGAUGAUGAGGAUGUUUUGAUCCAAUAUCACCACUCUGGCAUGUCAAAGUUUGGCUCAUUCACCAUCGAAGAGGAAGACGGUGAGAGCAAGCUUCUCUAUCGGCUUUUCAUCAGUGGCGAGGAGGAAUGGAACACGACCAUUACAGCACCGCCAGUUCCCCCUGAAGAGGAGAAGAAGGCUUCUUCGGGUUCUUUUUGGGAUAGGAUCAGGGGCUGGUAG
Trichoderma aggressivum f. europaeum is the source of this 1836-nucleotide messenger RNA. RefSeq lists its product as uncharacterized. NCBI's taxonomy places the organism in Eukaryota, Fungi, Ascomycota, Sordariomycetes, Hypocreales, Hypocreaceae. The transcript is spliced from 5 exons. The coding region runs from base 1 to 1836 and encodes 611 amino acids. The record is from RefSeq and is a predicted model, not a curated record.